Didymella exigua CBS 183.55 is the source of this 3973-nucleotide messenger RNA. RefSeq lists its product as uncharacterized. The transcript is spliced from 2 exons. The coding region runs from base 455 to 3781 and encodes 1108 amino acids. Gene Ontology annotation, cellular component: transcription factor TFIID complex. Gene Ontology annotation, biological process: transcription by RNA polymerase II; RNA polymerase II preinitiation complex assembly. The record is from RefSeq and is a predicted model, not a curated record. NCBI's taxonomy places the organism in Eukaryota, Fungi, Ascomycota, Dothideomycetes, Pleosporales, Didymellaceae. Gene Ontology annotation, molecular function: histone acetyltransferase activity; RNA polymerase II general transcription initiation factor binding; TBP-class protein binding.
CGUGAGGACCUGACGUCGAAAUCUUCUCGUGUCAAAACAUUGUGGGUUGGGUAGGAGCAAAUGCGGUCCCUUCACUCUUCGAGGUUGACGCGUGCUCGAGUUGGUCCAUGCGCCGCGCCGCUCUCGAGCUUCUGCCUCCGUCACGUUGACUCCCACACGCCCGCGGGCAGCCUCGACCUCAAAACGCUCGAAUAUUCCGCAGAUACCGCCGACGACGGCUCCGAGUACUCGCCACACCGUUGCGCGAGCUUGAAUCGACCGUACAGUUCGCACGCAACACCGGCGGCGGCCCACGAUUGCAUGAGGGACCGCAACCUCGACGAAUAACCCACCCCGCGGGUGCUUUCACUGGCCACCCACCAGCGCCCCGCCUCUUUGCGCAUCCUUGCGCUCAGCUUGUGCAUUCGUAUAAACCUAUCGCGCAGCAACCAGUGCCACCGCGCCGCACGCGACCAUGUCUCUGGAUCAGAUCCCUCCAGCUGCCGCGCCAGCACAUGACGCCGGCGACGACGACGACUUGGGAAAGCUGCUACAGUCGGCGCAAGUUGGGGCCGCGACCGGUGGCGAGGACUUCUUUGCCUCGCUGAACGACCGCGAGCUCGACCGAGGAGAGAAGGCAGUCGACGCCGUCGAUUAUGAAGAUAUCUCUGAUGACGAUCUGCCAGAGGAGGAGUUCGCUAGUGACAACGGCGCUGCCACACAAAACUUCAGUGGAACUACAGUGCAGGAUUCCGCAGAGAGCUUCGAAGAUGGGGGCGACGACAUAGACGACUUAUUUGGCGAUGGACUCUCGAGCCCCGUCAUGGAACGCUCGCACCAGAACGAAGACAGGCCUGUCGACUCGAUCGAAGAUUUGUUCAGCGGAGCGCAAUCACACACCGCCAAACCUGUCGACGGAAGGCCGCAGUCUACCUCGCAGAAUGUUGCUUUUGGAGCUACGCAAGAGGAGGAGGACGACGACGACCCGGAAUGGCUCGAGCAGAAGCGUCUGUUCCAGCAGGCGCGCGCUGGAAAGGAGGGCGAGGGCGCCGAAGCCCCAAGGACAUCAAGGGAGGAUUUCGAGAAGAUGUGGCCCAACUUCGAAGAGAAAGUGCCACCGCGCUUCUUCAGCCUGGUACCGCGCAACCGGGCUUUCUACAUUCCUAAAGUACCGCAGAAACAGCCGAAGCUUAUGCCUCUCACGAAGGCCAGCCUCGAGAUCGCAGUAGACCAAGAGAAGAGCUUUCGAUUGCCCUCGGCCACUCCCGCGACUGGGUCCAAGCGACAGCUAGAAGAAGAGCAGGGCACCCUAAUCUACAUCACAAGGGUCGUUCAAGAGGAGCAAGACAGCGAUGAACAGAUGGAGUUGGACAAUCUCGAUCCUCUCGACGACCACGAGAAGAUUGGAAACGUUUCGUGGGGCGAUCUCAAGAUCGCUUGCGAAGACUGGGAUGUUCUGGAUGACGAAAGUGCUUCAGACGGCGACCAGCUUCUUUCGCCGCCAGAUACGAUACUUGGCGACGACGAUACCGAUUGGAUACGUAGCCUUGUGCCGUCAAAAAAGCGGAAGCUAGGCACUCGAGAGAACCCUGUUACCUUCUCUGUAUACGACCACAUGGAUCUGCCGUCUUUGGAUGAUCCAGAGGCGGAGACUGCACGCAUUGCAAAGAAGAUCAUCCUGGACAUGAACGACCCACAUCUCCUUUUGGAUAUCCAGCAACCCAGCGCAGAGCCACCAAAGCUACGGACAGUGGGUCUUGGUCUCAAACGUGAUAACCGUGGCAGUCUUGCGAAUCCCAUGUUCAAACGUUACAAUAUCUCCAAUGAUGAGGCGUACGAUGCGCUGAAGGAGAGCAGCCAGCAGAAGGUUCGUAGCACGAUUGGUCACAUGAACGUCGAGCAUAGCCUGCCCGCGUUGAAGUUGCAAUACCCCUUCUACAAGGUCAAUCUCACGGAUCGCGAGCUGCGAUCCUUUCACAGGCCCACCGUUGAGUUCAGGCCUGGUGAACGAGCUGGCAUAUCAGUGCUCAAGUCCGUCAAGCGAAAGCACAAAAAGAACCUCAAGCCCUCGGAAGCAUUUGCAACAGCGGAAGAUCUCAACAUCGGUGACAACUCAGAUCUCCUCCUGGCUGAGUACUCCGAGGAGUAUCCCACGACGCUGUCGAACUUCGGAAUGGGUAUCAAGAUUCUCAACUAUUAUCGUCGCAAAGAUAUGGAAGACACUGCGCGACCCAAGCGCGAAGAUGGUAUCGGAGAGACCUCGGUGCUCCUGCCUCAAGACAAGAGCCCCUUCUCGCUCUUCGGCCAAGUCGAGCCUGGCCAAGAAGUAUUGACUCUCCAUAACGCCAUGUACAGGGCGCCAGUCUUCAAACAUACGCCUGAGCAGACCGAUUUCCUUGUUAGCAGAAGUAAGACUGGAGUUAAUGGCUCCAAAUACUACCUGAGAAACAUCCCGAACCUUCUUGUCGUCGGUCAACAAUUCCCAUCUGUCGAAGUUCCUGGUACGCAUGCAAGGAAGGUUACGGAAGCUUCAAAGAAGCGUCUCAAGAUGCUCUCGUUCCGUAUGUACAGGCGGGGCGAACAGUACAAUAUGCGGCAACCGUGGGUCAGCAACGAGAUGAUCAAGAUGCAUCUGCCAGGUACUGAGAUUGCGCAAAACCGAUCUCGCAUGAGAGAAAUCAUGAAAUACGACAAGGAUCUUGGCACCUGGAAGCCCCAAGAGGGCGAGACGAUUCCGGACGAGCCGACAUUACGCGCCUGGAUCAAGCCUGAGGACGUGUGUCUCAUCGAUUCCAUGCAUGCUGGUGACAAGCAACUUCAAGACUCCGGCAUCAAGUCGAACGACAUUAGGGAUGACGAAGAGGAGGCGGAAGGCGAGAACUCCGCUGUCAAACUGGCGCCCUGGAACACCACGAAGAAUUUCUUGAAUGCUUGUGCUGGCAAGGCCAUGCUGGAGUUGCACGGUGAGGGCGAUCCCACUGGACAAGGUCUAGGCUUUAGUUUCAUCAAGGUCUCCAUGAAAGGCGGUUUCCGAGAUGUUGGACAAAGUGCGGCAGAUCAGGUCAAUGCGAAAAAGCAGAAGGAGCUCAGUGGUCACAGCUACAACGUUCAGCAGCAGCAAGCGAUGUACGAGAACGCUAUCAAGCGCAUCUGGAACAGGCAAAAGGAGAACCUCUCGGCUACAAACCCACCCGAAGACAUAGAGGAGGAUGUCGACUCUGCCGCUGCACGUAAUGCAGUACGCGGACGUUCUGAGAUGGGUACUCCAGCCAUUAUGCGUGGCGACGACGAUACUAUGAGUCAGCUCAGUCGCAAUAGUAAUGCGGAGACGCAUGGCAAGAAGUUACGCAUCACGCGCACCAUCAAGAACAAGUACGACGAAUUCGAGGAGGUUACAGUCACGGUCACCGAUCCUGAAGUCAUCAAGAUGUACAUCAAGCGCAAGAAGCAGGACCGGCUGAUGAACAUGCGUCUUGACGACAUCAAGCCCACUGGUGAUGCAGAGUACGAUCGCCAGCAACAACUGAAGCUCAUGGCUGAGCUCAAGCGUCUUGAGCGCAACAUGGAGCGUCGACAGGGCCGUGAGAAGGCCAAGGGUCAAGCAACAGGCGAUGGAGGUCCCGGCAAAGGCGGCGCGACACCCAGGAAAUGCGCCAAUUGCGGUGAAGUUGGUCAUAUCAAGACCAAUAAAAAACUUUGCCCUUUGCUCAAUGGCCAAAAGAAGCAGAGCGACACCUUCAAGGAUGCUUCUGCUGCAACACCUGUGCCUGCUACUCCCCAGACUGCUGGCUCGCCACUGUAGGGAUUUGGUUCAUCCGAAUCUCCGCUCAGUCCCACCAACGGACAUACGAUUCGAAUCAAAAGAGACAAAUAGGUAUUUUUUACACAAGCAUAGCAUCGGCGUUGAGGAUAUAUUCAAAAGUUGGAUGCAUUCGUUCUGAAAACAUCAGGGAGGUGUACGGACAUGGCGCGUAAAGGCCGGGAUCACUGUCAU